Desarmillaria tabescens is the source of this 2756-nucleotide messenger RNA. Its product is annotated as U3 small nucleolar RNA-associated protein. Gene Ontology annotation, cellular component: small-subunit processome; 90S preribosome; nucleolus. The transcript has 6 exons. Lineage: Eukaryota; Fungi; Basidiomycota; Agaricomycetes; Agaricales; Physalacriaceae. The record is from RefSeq and is a predicted model, not a curated record. Gene Ontology annotation, molecular function: U3 snoRNA binding; protein binding. Bases 21 to 2690 code for a protein of 889 amino acids. Gene Ontology annotation, biological process: endonucleolytic cleavage in 5'-ETS of tricistronic rRNA transcript (SSU-rRNA, 5.8S rRNA, LSU-rRNA); endonucleolytic cleavage to generate mature 5'-end of SSU-rRNA from (SSU-rRNA, 5.8S rRNA, LSU-rRNA).
CAGCUUUUUUCUGUUCGACGAUGGCCAUUCCCACUGCGGGGCGUCCGAAGCUCAAGACCGCAUUCAAAAAAGCGCGUACGGUUCCCCCGCUGUACACGGGAGGACCCGUUGCAGUCCUUCCAGAUGGACAGAGACUCGUGACUUGCACUGGAGAAGAGUUGUUAUUGACUGAGGUGUCGACGGGCACCCAAAUAUGCACCUUUGCGGGUGACACACAAUCGGUAACAUCAAUAUGUGUUUCCCCUUCCUCGACACACCUUCUCGUUUUUACUUCUUCGCUUUCCCUUCGUAUCUUUGAACUUCCACGGUCGCUAGAUUCCCUCGAAAAACCGAUACAGCCGAUCCGCGUGAUAGCCAAAGCCCACGACGCCCCGGUCCACGUUUGUAAAACUGAUCCUACGUCCACCUACCUCGCUUCUGGCUCUGCGGAUGGUGUCGUCAAAGUAUGGGAUAUCCUUCGUGGAUAUGUGACGCAUGUGUUCAAGGGUCACGGGGGCGUAGUGAGCGCUUUGACGUUCAACUAUCCCCAGGACUCGUCUGUAAGCCAAAGAACCCAAAUGCAGCUUAUUACUGCAUCCGUAGACACUCGUAUACGGAUUUUUGAGCUCUCAGAGGCAUCCCGAGCAACUAGCAAACCGGGUGCUGUGCUUGAAGGACAUGUUUCUGUCCCUCGGGGUCUGGACGUGUCUUUGGAUGGGAAGUGGUUGGUUAGUGGAGGGCGAGACUCAGUCGUUCUUUUAUGGGACCUCUCAUCGUUGAGUCUUGUCCACUCUAGUGCCAAACGAAAGGGGAAGAGCAAGGAAACUGCUCCCCGAUUGCUGAAGACGAUUCCGAUUCUGGAAAGAGUGGAAGCGGUGGGACUGUUGCAUGAUGAGGAUUUAACAGGUACUUCGUCAGACCCGAAGAAUGUACGCUUCUAUACUGGAGGAGAGAAUGGUGUCGUAAAGAUUUGGGAUGCAAGGGAAGGCAACGUGCUGUUCACUCUCGGGACCGAGCAUUCUCAAAUUUCGGCUGACCAAGAAGAGCAGCGCCAGAUUGUUGAUGUUCAAUAUAAUGCGGCAACAUCAACCCUCGUAUCUGUUCAUGCUGAUCAAAAUAUCUUGUUCCACUCUCUCACCUCGCAUUCUCUCACCCGUCAACUCAUUGGAUACAAUGACGAAAUUGUCGACGCAACAUUCCUUUCACCCCUUGGAGCGUCCUCCAGAGACUCACACCUGGCCAUUGCAACUAAUUCGUCCCUCGUUCGAGUGUAUUCAACCUCGUCUCUCGAUGCUCGUCUGCUCGAAGGGCACAAAGAAAUCGUUCUGUCGGUUGACCACAGUGCCGACGGGCGUGUAUUAGGCAGCGGAAGCAAAGAUCGUUCUGCAAGGAUAUGGGCGCCCAGCGCAUCAGAUGAGGCCUACCGCUGUGUUGGCCUGUGUGAAGGCCACGCUGAAAGCGUUGGGGCUAUCGCCAUGUCUCGCAAGGCUGAUGAAACCAACUCUCCCACCAAGCUGCGAUUCAUGUUCACAGGCAGUCAAGACCGGACCAUAAAAAUGUGGGAUCUUUCCACGGUACCGUCCACAUACACGGAGGGUUCGGAUGUCGUUCGGUGCAAGAGUCUGUUGACGCUGAAAGCGCAUGAGAAGGACAUCAAUUCUCUGGAUGUAGCUCCGAAUGAUUGUAUGCUUGUGUCGGGGUCGCAGGAUCGUACCGCUAAGGUGUAUGCCAUUGAGUACAGUGGUGCAAACGGGGAGCUGAAGCUCUUGGGCACGUGCAAGGGUCACAAGCGGGGCGUGUGGAGUGUCAAGUUUGGCCGGGCCGAGAGGGUGCUGGCUACAGGGAGCGGGGACAAGACCGUCAAGCUAUGGAAUUUGGACGAUUUUUCAUGCGUCAAAACUUUUGAGGGUCAUACGAAUUCUGUUUUGAGGGUCGAUUUCCUAAACUUGGGAAUGCAGCUGGUCAGUGCAGGGUCGGACGGAUUGGUGAAGGUGUGGAACGUGAGGGAAGAGGAAUGUAUGGUGACUUUGGAUAAUCAUGAAGAUAAGGUCUGGGCUUUAGCCGUAAGCGCCGACGACCAAACUAUCGUUUCCGGUGCCGCAGAUUCUGUCAUUACCUUUUGGCAAGAUAGCACUCAGGAGGAAGACGAAGCGAAGGAGUCAAAGAAGGCCGACCUAGUCUUAAAGGAACAGGAUUUUACCAACUACAUAUCCCUGAAAGACUACCGCCGGGCCAUUGAGCUCGCCCUGGCGAUGGAGCAACCCGGUCGAUUGCUGUCAUUGUUCAGGGACGUGCGAUCAUCUCAAGAUGAAACAGGUUCGGUUUCGGGCAAUGCCUCAUUGGACCAGGUGAUCCGGACGUUGCAUGGGCCAGAUCUCGCCAAGCUGCUGCGGUACGUUCGGGACUGGAAUGCAAAUGCGAAGACGAGUGCGGUAGCGCAAGGAGUGCUGUUUGCCAUUGUCAAGCUGAGGUCACCGGAGGACGUGAGCAAGGCAUUCCAGGUGAACUUUGGGCAAGAGGGUGAGAAGGGCAGCUCGGCCCUGAAGGAGCUGAUUGAUGCGCUGAUACCGUAUACGGAGCGACACCUUUCGCGAACGGAGAGGCUGGUGCAAGAGAGCUACAUGGUGGAUUACAUCUUGGGCGAGAUGGAUGAUGGGAUGUUCGACGGAGAUGAUGGUAGCAUGGAAGUCGACGAAUCGUUGUAUGUAUAACGGUGCCACUAAAAAUAUUGUAUUUGAUACACAGUAGAUAUAUUUCUGUUCAAAAAUCAAAGUCCC